Molecule: messenger RNA, 1450 nt
Organism: Culex quinquefasciatus (southern house mosquito)
Lineage: Eukaryota; Metazoa; Arthropoda; Insecta; Diptera; Culicidae
Product: methyltransferase-like protein 25
Exons: 1
Coding region: 1-1434 (477 amino acids)
Source: RefSeq, a predicted model, not a curated record
AUGGAUUUGAUAAAGGGACAUUUGGAGGUGCUGACGGAAGUGUUGAGACCGCGGAUGGACUUUUUGAACUGCCACAUGGUGGAUUACUUGACGGAGGGACACUGGAAUCGGUACAUCCCGGAGGAAGUUAGGGAGGAGUUGAAAGGAAUGCAAGAAUUGGUUGGAUCGAAGGAAGUGUUUUGGAACCAGUUCAACAAAGAUUUUGAUUCGUCCAAGUUUCCUCGCUUAGCGAAUCACAUUGAGUCCAUGAAACGAUAUCGAUUAGACGCUAUGCCGGAAGCUUGCAUGACCACGGAACAGCUGAACUCGGCGUUCGAUUCUUGUCUAAAGGAAACUCGACUCAAAAUGCCCGAAUUGAUGAGUAUUAAAAAGUGUCACGAAGUGGAGGUCGCUUCCGCCGUGGUGGCCUCGCUAUGCACCGUCGUGGCCACCGGAACCGAAGGCAAGAGCUUAGACCAUGUGGCCGUGAUUGACGCCGGUGAUGGAAAAGGUUACCUAUCUUCAAGAAUCGCGCUUGAGCAUGGAAUAAAGGUGCUCGGAAUCGAUUGCAACGAAGGAAACACGGCGAGCGCGGAACGCAGAAGAGAUCAGUUGCGGAAGAAGGUUCCAGUUGCAUUAAAAAGAUCCAAAUUAACAGAAGAAUCAAUUCUGAAAGACGCCCCAGAAGAUCCGCUCUACAAAACCACCACAAAAAUGAUCGACUUCCAAACCAACCUAAUCGAACUAGUCCGCGAGCAAUUCCCCCAAACCCAAGCCACCCACUUCACCCUGGCAGGUCUCCACACCUGCGGCAACCUGGCGCCCAACAGCCUCCGACUCUUUCACCAGAACCGCCACAUCAGGGCACUCUGCAACGUCGGAUGCUGUUACCACCUGCUGAGGGAGCGCUUCUGCGAGGACGAAUUCUUCAACCGGGACAAGGCCCGAGACAACGCGGGCCUCGGCUUCCCGAUGAGUGCGUUCAUGGCCGGGAAAGGCUUCGCCCUCGGACGGAACGCGCGCAACUUGGCGGCGGAAUCGAUCGAGCGGUCCGCGUUCCACCGGGAGAACCCGAGCGACAAACUUGGCUACCGAGCGAUGCUGCAGAUCGUGCUGAAGGAGUUGGACGUGAGCGUGGAUAGGCAGGUCGGGAAGUUGAAGUGUGACGGAUUUGUGGAUUACGUGCGGAAGUCGCUGAAGCGGUUGGGCGUUGAUGGGGGAGAACUGAUGACGGAGGCUUACUUGGAAGGUUUGGAGAGGAGGUACGAGGUGGAGUUGGAACAGCUGAAAGUGUUCUACCUGUACCGGAUGACGUACGCGCCGGUUGUGGAAGGGUUGAUUCUGCUGGAUCGAUUGCUGUUCUUGAAGGAGUGUGGCUAUGAGAAUAGUUACUUGGUUAAGCUGUUUGAUCCGGUCGUUUCGCCGAGGUGUUAUUCAAUAGUGGCUUUUAAAUAAAUGUUGACUUCAAAAA